ACAUCCCCCGAAAUCUGCAAAAAUCUCCACGCUAGUCCUCCCCCAACCCGCUCCGCCCCGGUGGCCGCAGCCGCAGCCGCAGCCGCAGCCGCGCGGCGCCACUGCCCACCCAAACCAGACCAAACGGCUCCGCCGCACGGCGCUGUGCAUCCGUCGAUUACCCCCCACAAAAAUCUCCACUCCCCGCCCGCUCUCUUGCAAAUCUUCCCCCCAUGGCCUCCGCCGUUUCGCUCCUCCUCCUCUCAUCCCCGCGCCCGCUCCGCCGCGCCGCGCCGGUGCCCGCGCCGCACUCCCACCUCGCCUCCCAGGCGCGCCUCCCCUCGCUACAUGGCCGAGGCGGCGAGACCGCGCUCGUGGUCGGGGUCGGGGUCCCGCGCGCCGCCCGCCUGCUCGCGCGGCCGCCACGCGCCUCCAACCCGAACAACGACAACGACAACAGCGGCGCUGUGGAGGCGCCCGACCGCCUCGUUGCCGCCGUCGCCUACCUCUACCCGUUCCUCGACGGCGUCCACCACGGCCGCUUCCUCCUAGCGCAGUUCCCGCUCUUCAGCACCCUGCUCAGCCCGCUCGCGCCCGCCGCCCGCCUCUUCCGCUCCUCGCCGCUCACGCCCUUCCUCCUUUUCCUCACCCUCUACUUCGCCGUCGUGCGCAACCAGCAGGCCUUCUCCCGCUUCGUCCGCUUCAACGCCAUGCAGGCCGUCGCGCUCGACGUGCUGCUCAUCUUCCCCGACCUCCUGGUGCAGUCCUUCGCGCCCUCCACCGGCGGCGGGAUCGGCUUCGAGCUCUUCCAGAGCAUGGAGAGCACUGUCUUCCUCUUCCUGCUCGUUUGCCUGGUCUACGGAGGGGGCGCGUGCCUGCUUGGAAAGACGCCACGGCUGCCAAUCGUCGCAGAUGCAGCUGAGCGCCAGGUGAUGUGAUGAGUUUGCUCUAGUUUUACCGGUGAAAAGGAACGAAGAAUCUAUAUGAUACACACAUUCAACUUGACGCCUCAUUGUUGUUAGUAGACCAAUCCACAAGUUCAGAUUAGUACAGUGAUUAUUUACAGCUUUAGUAACCAAUUUAAUGGAUGGAGUUACAGAAGGCUGGU
Oryza brachyantha (malo sina) is the source of this 1087-nucleotide messenger RNA. Its product is annotated as protein TIC 20-v, chloroplastic-like. Bases 213 to 917 code for a protein of 234 amino acids. NCBI's taxonomy places the organism in Eukaryota, Viridiplantae, Streptophyta, Magnoliopsida, Poales, Poaceae. The record is from RefSeq and is a predicted model, not a curated record. The transcript has a single exon.